AUGAGUGUCCCUACCACCAUUGGUAUCGCGGACUAUGCUAUCUUUGGAGGUGUGCUGGUUGUUUCUGUUGGAAUUGGUAUCUACUAUGGGUGUACAGGUAACAAGCAAAACACAACUAAAGAAUAUCUCCUGGCCAACCGGAGCAUGCAUUUCUUUCCUGUGUCUGUAUCAUUGAUGGCAAGUUUUAUAUCGGCCAUAACGAUUCUCGGCAUGCCAUCUGAGGUGUUUACUUAUGGACUGAUGUAUGUUACGACAAUAUUUAUGUAUUUGAUUAUUAUUCCUGUUGGAGCUCAUCUAUAUUUACCGAUAUUCUAUCGACUGGAAUUAACCAGCAUAUAUGAGUAUUUGGAACUACGUUUCAACAAACCAGCAAGAAUAAUUGGUACAUCCUUCUAUAUUUUAUAUAAGAGCUUGUAUUUAUCCAUUGCGGUGUAUGCCCCUUCACUUGCAUUGAGUGCAGUUUCUGGUAUCAAUGUUUGGAUAUCAGUAGUCACAAUAGGAACUGUAUGUACAAUGUAUACAACAUUGGGUGGUAUGAAAGCUGUGAUUUGGACAGAUGUAAUUCAAAGCUUGGCAAUGUUUACUGGUGUCAUCGCUGUUAUUAUCCAAGGUUGUAUUGAUCUAGGUGGUAUUUCUAAUGUUUGGCAAAUUGCAGAUGACGGUGACAGAAUUUACUUCACAGAUUGGCGAUUGGAUCCUACCGUGCGACACACAGGAUACUCAAUACUGAUCGGAUACACUUUAGGAGUUAUACCAACCCUUGGUAUAAGUCAAGCAACUGCACAGAGAUUUCUAACAUGUUCAAGCGUGCGAGAAGGACAGAAGGCGAUGUAUACAAGUAUCCCUAUGCUCAUGCUGAUUGUCAUCCUUUCCUGUCUUGCUGGCGUUGUUAUGUAUGCUACAUAUGCAGAUUGUGACCCCCUUGCAGCAGGCUAUGUCACUCAGGGUGACCAGAGAACUGCAUUUUUCAUAAUGGAUACAUUUGCCCACUUACCUGGACUUGCCGGCGUGUUCAUUGCUGCGGUAUUCAGUGGAGCUUUGAGUACAUUAUCUUCUGGACUAAAUUCACUGGCUGCUGUUACUCUCGAAGAUUUCCUCAAACAUUUUCACUACUUCUCCCAAUUAUCCGAUUACAAAACGACAUUAGUUUUAAAAGUCACAAGUACGUUGUAUGGAUGCCUGGCCAUACUUCUUGUAUUACUUGUAUCUGAAAUGGGACUUAUCUUGCAAUUAGCAUUAUCUAUCGGUAAUCUUGUUCUGGCGCCAGUGUUCGGCAUGUUUACUUUGGGAAUAUUUUUCCCCUGGACCAACAGUAAG
Messenger RNA from Saccoglossus kowalevskii, 1317 nucleotides. RefSeq names its product sodium-coupled monocarboxylate transporter 2-like. Lineage: Eukaryota; Metazoa; Hemichordata; Enteropneusta; Harrimaniidae. Gene Ontology annotation, molecular function: symporter activity. The record is from RefSeq and is a predicted model, not a curated record. Gene Ontology annotation, biological process: sodium ion transport; transmembrane transport. Gene Ontology annotation, cellular component: membrane.